AUGAGAAAAUACGUUUUAACAGGAGUGGACGGAUACCUUGGUUCUGUCGCUGCCGAUUUUGCACUCACCAUUAAGAAGCCAAACCAGAAAUUAGUCUUCACUUCUUAUGAUCCCGAAAAAAUUCCCGCUGAAACAAGAAAGAGAUACGUCGACGCCGGUGCUGAAGUUAAGCACUUAUCCUAUGACAAUGUUGAUGAGAUGGUUGCAAUCUUUAAGGAUGCAGAAGCCGUUUCGUUCAUCUCAACAUGGCUUAUUGGUGAGGGUCGUCGGAGACAGCACGGAAACGUGAUCAACUCAGCUGUCGAGGCCGGUGUCAAGCGGAUUUGCUACACCUCUUUUGUCGGUGCUGAUUUAGAGAAGGAUCUACCUGUUCUUCCUCAAGAUCACAAAUACACUGAACAAUUGAUUUUCAAGAGUGGUUUGACCUAUACUAUUCAAAGGGAUUACUUGUAUGCAGACAACAUCAUCAACUAUCUUGCUCCAUCGUGGAAUUACUGUGGAGCCAAAUGGCUAAACAACAGCGGCAAUGUUCCUGCUGCUUACGUUUGUCGUAAAGAUUGUGGUCGUGUUCUAGGUGCUCUUCUAAUGGGAAAAGGUGAGCCAAACACUAUCUACGCAAUUACUGGCCCUAAACUUGUCACAGACCAGGAGUACUUCGACAAAAUUUGUGCUGCUUCUGGAUACAAGGGUGAACUUGUUCCAUACACCGAUGAGCAGUUGUAUGAAUACUGGGGAAAGCAAGGAUGUCCACGUGAUGUCGAGGAUGACGCUAACAAAAACAAGUCUCCAAUGAAAUUGGUCAUGGAUGAUUUGGUCUCUACCGGUGAGGUGGUUAGACGUGGUUUGAUGAGUGAAGCUAAUGAUAACAUCAAGAAGCUUACUGGUCGUGAGCCAUCGACAAUAGAUGAUGUCAUUAAGGCUCUUAAGGACGUUUGGCCAAAGAACGAGUAA
This is a messenger RNA of Brettanomyces nanus, 951 nucleotides long. RefSeq lists its product as uncharacterized. The transcript has a single exon. Lineage: Eukaryota; Fungi; Ascomycota; Pichiomycetes; Pichiales; Pichiaceae. The record is from RefSeq and is a predicted model, not a curated record. The coding region runs from base 1 to 951 and encodes 316 amino acids.